UGCAGCCAAUCACCGUGCAGGUCGGCCAGACGCCGCCAAGCUCGGUUUUUUGUUUGAGGUGACGGGAAGGGAGAAUACAGCGAGAGCAGGAAGAGGAGACGGGUCUGGGACGGAGGCGGCGGUGCGCGGGCAUACGAGGAGCUAACCACCGGGUCCGAGCAGCUGACAGCCGGGGCAGUGAGGGAGAGCGGCAGGGCGCGCAGAUACCGCGUGCGGCUGCAGUGUGGACGGGGCCCGCGCCGGGCUGUUGUGAGAAGUAGGGCCAACCUCCUGCCGCUGAGGAUGCUGCCUCCCCGCGCACUGGUCCUGCCCGCUCCCGCACCUCUCUUCCCGUGACUGCCUGCACUCCCGCAGGGCACAGGCCUAGGCCUCGUAGUCACGUUUGCGUGCUCGGCAGCUGCUGGCCCUUCUCCGCCUCCCCCACUCCCAUGAACCGGGCUGCACCCCCUGCUGUAUCAGAGCCCCUGUGGUGACGGAACUGGAGCGCUGCCGAGAGGUUGGUCUCCUGCAUGAGGCCCUGAGCUCGGCACACGAAGAUUCAUCUGGGUGGCAGUCCUGCUCUCAAUUCUUGCAUAUUUGGUAUCAUGGCAAAAGAUGCUGGAUUAAUUGAAGCAAAUGGAGAACUGAAAGUUUUUGUAGAUCAAAAUCUUAGUCCAGGAAAAGGUGUAGUGUCGCUGUUGGCUGUUCAUCCAUCCUCCGUCGGAAAACAGCUAUUGCCCAAAACUUUUGGACAGUCCAAUGUUAAUAUUUCUCAGCAAGUGGUCAUUACCACACCACAAAGACAGUCUGCACCAAGUACGAUUUUAUUAGGAAGUCCACAUACUCCCAACACGCACUUUGUUUCACAGAACCAAGUUACAGACACUUCUCCAUGGUCUGCUGGGAAAAGGAAUAAAAAAGGAGAGAAAAAUGGCAAGGGCUUACGUCACUUUUCUAUGAAGGUUUGUGAAAAAGUACAGAAAAAGGGCACAACGUCUUAUAAUGAGGUGGCUGAUGAACUGGUGGCAGAAUUUAGUUCAGCAGAUAAUCACAUAUCGCCUAAUGAAUCGCAGGCCUAUGACCAGAAGAACAUCAGACGUCGUGUUUAUGAUGCCUUAAAUGUACUUAUGGCUAUGAACAUUAUUUCUAAAGAAAAAAAGGAAAUAAAGUGGAUUGGUCUACCAACAAACUCUGCUCAGGAAUGUCAAAAUUUAGAGGUUGAAAGACAAAGACGUCUUGAAAGAAUAAAACAAAAACAGUCCCAGCUACAGGAACUUAUACUACAGCAAAUUGCCUUCAAAAACCUAGUUCAAAGAAAUCGUCAGGCAGAGCAGCAAGCAAAUCGAUCUCCUCCUGCCAAUUCAGUCAUACAUUUACCUUUCAUCAUAGUGAACACCAGCAAGAAAACUGUGAUCGAUUGUAGCAUUUCUAAUGACAAGUUUGAAUAUCUUUUUAAUUUUGACAACACAUUUGAAAUACAUGAUGAUAUCGAAGUACUGAAAAGAAUGGGAAUGGCAUGUGGGUUGGAAUCUGGUAGCUGUUCAGCAGAAGAUCUAAAAACUGCAAGAAGCUUAGUACCAAAGGCUCUAGAACCAUAUGUUACAGAAAUGGCUCAGGGAUCCAUCAGCAGUGUGUAUGUGUCGUCUACGUCAGGUUCAGUGUCGAAUGGCCGAAGGUUUUCUGCCAGUGACUUGACCACUGAUGGGAUGCUGGCAACUAGUUCCAACGGAUCACAGUACAGCAGCUCCAGGGUGGAGACGCCCGUCUCUUAUGUUGGAGAGGAGGAAGAUGAUGAUGAUGACGACUAUGAGAAUGAUGAUGAUGACUGAUGUGAAAUGUAUUCAGUAAAAAAAAGGACUAUAAAGCUACAGGAACUUUGUUUUGUGUGUUUCUUUUCCUCUGUUUUAACAUCACUUCUACGAAAUAAAAUUGCCAAGGCAAUUCGUCGUAGCAAAGCAAAGGUUUUUCUAAUCUAGGUGAGGCUACUUUCACACUAGCGUUCGGCUAGCGUUCGAUCGGAUCCGUUCUGAACGGAUCCGAUCAUAAUAAUGCAGACGGAGGCUCCGUUCAGUACGGAUCCGUCUGCAUUAUUUUAGCA
Messenger RNA from Bufo gargarizans (Asiatic toad), 2077 nucleotides. It is a transcript of the gene TFDP1, whose product is annotated as transcription factor Dp-1. Lineage: Eukaryota; Metazoa; Chordata; Amphibia; Anura; Bufonidae. The transcript has 12 exons. Gene Ontology annotation, biological process: regulation of transcription by RNA polymerase II; regulation of cell cycle. The record is from RefSeq and is a predicted model, not a curated record. The coding region runs from base 585 to 1808 and encodes 407 amino acids. Gene Ontology annotation, cellular component: transcription regulator complex; nucleus. Gene Ontology annotation, molecular function: DNA-binding transcription factor activity, RNA polymerase II-specific; RNA polymerase II transcription regulatory region sequence-specific DNA binding.